This is a messenger RNA of Oncorhynchus nerka (sockeye salmon), 5487 nucleotides long. Its product is annotated as ATP-dependent translocase ABCB1-like. NCBI's taxonomy places the organism in Eukaryota, Metazoa, Chordata, Actinopteri, Salmoniformes, Salmonidae. Bases 116 to 3805 code for a protein of 1229 amino acids. Gene Ontology annotation, biological process: transmembrane transport. The transcript is spliced from 28 exons. Gene Ontology annotation, cellular component: membrane. Gene Ontology annotation, molecular function: ABC-type oligopeptide transporter activity; ATP binding; ATP hydrolysis activity. The record is from RefSeq and is a predicted model, not a curated record.
UGCCUUGUUUCUCUAUUGUGAGAGCGAAACAGAGGCAGAUAACGAGAGGACAGCACCGGAGCUGUGGGGUAAGCACCGAUAGUGGACCAACUGGGGGGAAAGAAGCGACCCAGACAUGGGCAAGAAGGACGAGAUAUCUGUGGCCAAGGUCAAGAUUGAGCAAAACGGAGACAUUGGAGAGGAUAAAGAUGAAGAGAAAAAGGGGGAGAAAGAGCCAAAGAUGCCGAUGAUUGGCGCCAUAGCUCUGUUCAGGUUUGCUGAUGGUUGGGACAGGUUGAUGAUUGUGCUGGGGACCAUCAUGGCUAUGGUUAAUGGAACGGUCCUCCCUCUCAUGUGUAUCGUCUUUGGGGACAUGACUGACAGCUUCAUAGGAGACUCCAUACAGACACAGAAUAACUUCACCAACAUCACGUUCCCUGUUUCCAACACCACUCUGGGAGAGGAGAUGACGGGCCAUGCUAUCUACUACUCUAUAAUGGGUGCGGUGGUGUUGGUAGCAGCCUACAUGCAGGUGGCCUUCUGGACCCUGGCGGCAGGCAGGCAGGUCAAACGCCUCAGGAAGCUCUUCUUCCACUGCAUCAUGCAGCAGGAGAUCGGCUGGUUCGACGUCAACGAGACGGGAGAACUCAACACCCGCCUAACAGAUGACAUCUAUAAGAUCAACGAGGGGAUAGGUGACAAGGUGGGCAUGUUGAUCCAGUCCUUCACCACCUUCGUUGCUUCCUUCAUCAUCGGCUUCAGCAAAGGAUGGAAGCUCACCCUUGUCAUCCUGGCUGUCAGCCCUGUGCUGGGCUUCUCUGCUUUUAUAUUCAGCAAGGUACUGACGUCCUUCACAUCCCUGGAGCAGAGUGCCUAUGCCAAAGCUGGAGCCGUGGCUGAGGAGGUGAUCUCUUCUGUCAGAACAGUCUUCGCUUUCGGUGGACAACAGAAGGAGAUAACCAGGUGUGUGUGUGAGAGAGAGAGCGGGGUAGAAUGGAGACAUUUUGCUAACGUUAAAGGAGCGGUCUCAUUCCUGGAGGAUGCUAAGAACAUGGGGAUCCUGCUUCUCGGCCUCAAAGUCUACAACAUCAUCGACAAUAAACCCCACAUCAACAGCUACUCAGACCACGGCCACAAGCCUGAUGUCAUCAAAGGAAACAUAGAGUUUAACAACAUCCAUUUCACCUACCCCUCACGACCCAACGUCAAAGUGUUGAAUGGAAUGUCUCUGAGCGUGCGUAGUGGCCAGACCAUAGCUCUGGUAGGCAGUAGUGGCUGUGGGAAAAGCACCACCGUUCAGCUGCUGCAGCGGUUCUAUGAUCCACAAGAUGGAUCAGUGUGUGUAGAUGGUCAUGACGUGCGCUCCCUAAACGUGCGCUUCCUGAGAGAGAUGAUUGGCGUUGUCAGUCAGGAGCCCAUCCUGUUUGCUACCACCAUCGCUGAGAACAUCCGCUACGGACGACCUGACGUCACACAUCAGGAGAUAGAACAGGCUGCUAGGGAGGCCAACGCCUACGACUUCAUCAUGACACUACCUGAUAAGUUUGAGACUCUAGUUGGAGACAGAGGAACCCAGAUGAGUGGAGGACAGAAACAGAGGAUCGCUAUCGCACGCGCUCUCGUACGCAACCCCAAGAUCCUCUUGUUGGAUGAGGCUACCUCAGCCCUCGACGCCGAGAGUGAGACCAUCGUACAGGCUGCUUUGGACAAGGUGAGACAGGGUCGUACUACCAUCGUGGUGGCCCAUCGUCUGUCUACUAUCCGUAAUGCUGAUGUCAUCGCAGGCUUCCAGAAGGGAGAGAUCGUAGAGCUGGGAACACACAGCCAACUGAUGGAAAAAGAAGGAGUCUACCACACACUGGUCACCAUGCAGACAUUUAAGAGUCCUGAGGAGGGCGAGGAGGCUGUGGAGGAGCAGGUUCUGGAGGAGAAGAGUCCGUCAGUGACGCCGUUCUCAGAGACCACCCUCAUCAGGAGGAAAUCUACCAAGGGAUCGUCCUUCAUCGGCUCAGAGAAAGGAGACCAGGACAAGACAGAGGUGGAAGAAGAGGAUGAGGAGAUUCCUCCUGUGUCGUUUCUGAAGGUGUUGAAGCUGAACCUUCCUGAGUGGCCCUAUAUGGUGGUUGGUGUGAUCUGUGCCACUAUCAACGGGGGCAUGCAGCCUUUCUUCGCUGUCAUCUUCUCUAAAAUCAUCGCUGUGUUUGCAGAGCAAGACCAGGAACUAGUUAGACAACGCUCCUCGUUAUACUCUAUCAUGUUCGCCCUCAUUGGAGUCGUCUCCUUCAUAACCAUGUUCCUGCAGGGAUUCUGUUUUGGGAAGGCCGGGGAGAUUCUGACCAUGAAGCUGAGACUGAUGGCCUUUAAAGCCAUGAUGAAACAGGAGUUGGGCUGGUAUGACAGUCACAAGAACAGUGUUGGAGCUCUCACCACUAGACUGGCUACAGACGCAGCACAAGUACAGGGGGCUACAGGAGUGCGCUUGGCCACUCUGGCCCAGAACGUGGCUAACCUGGGCACCAGUCUGAUCAUCUCGUUUGUGUACGGCUGGCAGCUGACUCUUCUCAUCCUGUCUGUGGUACCUGUCAUGGCUGUAGCUGGAGGCAUACAGAUGAAGAUGCUCUCUGGUCACGCUGUCAAAGACAAGAAAGAGCUAGAACAGGCUGGCAAGAUUGCCACAGAGGCCAUAGAGAACAUCCGUACGGUGGCAUCUCUCACCAGAGAGCAGAAGUUUGAGUCUCUGUACCAGGAGAACCUCAUAGUGCCUUUCAAGAACUCUCAGAAGAAGGCCCAUGUGUAUGGCAUCACAUUCUCCUUCUCUCAGGCCAUGAUCUACUUUGCCUAUGCAGGCUGCUUCCGCUUCGGAGCCUGGCUCAUAGAGGAAGGCAUCAUGACCUUUGAAAAUGUCUUCCUGGUGAUCUCUGCAGUGCUGUACGGAGCCAUGGCAGUAGGAGAGGCCAACUCCUUCACGCCUAACUAUGCCAAAGCCAAGAUAUCAGCAUCUCACCUUAUGUUCCUCAUCAACAGAGAACCUGCCAUAGACAACUGCUCACAGGAGGGAGAAACACCGGACCACUUUGAUGGGAACGUGCGUUUCCAGGGGGUGAGGUUCAACUACCCGUCCCGUCCAGACCUUGCUGUCCUGCAGGGACUGGAGCUGAAGGUGCAGAAGGGCCAGACUCUAGCCCUGGUGGGCAGCAGUGGCUGUGGGAAGAGUACGACCAUACAAUUACUGGAGAGGUUCUACGACCCACUACAGGGCACAGUGAUGUUGGACAACAGUGAUGCUAAGAAGCUGAACAUCCAUUGGCUGAGGGCCCAGAUGGGCAUCGUAUCCCAGGAGCCCGUGCUGUUUGACUGUAGUCUGGCAGAGAACAUCGCCUACGGAGACAACACACGCAAAGUUACCAUGGAGGAGAUCCAGAGUGCUGCUAAAGCUGCCAACAUACACAGCUUCAUAGAUGACCUGCCUCAGAAGUAUGACACCCAAGCUGGUGACAAGGGGACCCAGUUGUCAGGAGGACAGAAGCAGCGUAUAGCCAUUGCAAGAGCCAUCCUCCGCAACCCCAAAGUCCUGCUGUUGGACGAGGCCACCUCGGCACUGGACACAGAGAGCGAGAGGGUGGUGCAGGAGGCCCUAGAUGUGGCUCGACAGGGCAGGACGUGUAUCGUGGUGGCCCACCGCCUUUCCACCAUUCAGAACGCUGACCUGAUCGCUGUCUUCCAGAAGGGAGUGGUGGUGGAGCAGGGCACUCAUCAACAACUACUGUCCCAGAGAGGAGUAUACUACUCACUGGUCACCACACAGCUGGGCCAUGGCAGAAAAUGAGGGAGGAUGGGGGGAGGGAGAGGCUGAUAGUGCAGGGGGUUGCUGGGAGGGGCUGAGUGUGCAGGGAGGGGUUGAGGGUGCAGGGGGUAUUUUGUAUAUAAAAGGAAGAGGUGGUGGUGCUGUACUUCAGUUAUUUAUUCAAAAAGUAUCACAUCUGUACCAUAGAGUGCUUGUGUGCCAAAUGAAUACAUGGAACACACACAUAUACACACACAUCUGCGCAUUACUGUAAACUGCACAGAACUAAGCCAAUGAGACGCUGAAGCAGUGUGUAUCCUCAACAUUCAGAUUAUUACAUUGAUUUGUUCAAUUGUUUUGGGCUUAAAGUAAAACUCUACCCAAAAACUAUAUUUUGGUAUUUAUUUCAUUAGUCCAGGUUAUGUAUCUUUCAAUAUACAGAAAUCCUCCCCAUAUAGGGCAGCAGGUAGCCUAGUGGUUAGAGCAUUGGACUAGUAACCGAAAGGUUGCUAGAUUGAAUCCCAGAGCAGACAAGGUAAACAUAUGUCAUUCUGCCCCUGAACAAGGCAGUUAACCCACUGUUCCUAGGCCGUCAUUGUAAAGGAUUUGUUCUUAACUGACUUGCCUAGAUAAAUAAAAUGAUGCAUUUUGCAUCAUAUCAUAGGAAUCAAAAUGCAUCAUACAGGGAUGAUUUCUGUAUUUUGAAAGUUACAUAUCUUGAAAACUUGAGUGCUGACAAGCAAAACAUUUGGGACCAUAUCCACAAUGGACUAAUGAAACAAAUAACAAAAUAUAAUUUUUGGGUGGAGUUUUCCUUUAAAGGCCCAGUGCAGUCAAAAACUAGAUUUCCCUGUGCUUUAUAUAUUUCCACACUAUCAGGUUGGAAUAACACUGUACACAAAAUAACUGCACUACACUGCAUUUGCACUCUGUUCAUCGCUCUGCAUUUAGAUAUAUUCAAACUGAUACUGUAAAAUUGUACAUCCACUGUAUGUCAUCUGUAUACCAACUUACAUAUUUCCACACUAUGAGAUAAUAAAGGUGAUUCUAAAAUUGUGAAAAUUAUGAUAAUGCCCUUUUAGUGUAAGGAGCUGUUUGAAAAGCCCGCCUGAAAUUUCUGCCUGCUUUGGUGGGAUGGAGUUUUGGGCACCAGGCAUACAUUGGUUAAUAGACCAAUAGGAAAGAGUUCCAAACUCUCAAUAACAGCUCGUUUUCAGUUUUCCCCACUCCGACAGACCUAGCAAAAUUAUUGCUUGAGAAAUUGCUCUUCGCUAAGAAGUAUUUUUUUAUUAACCUUUUAAUUGAAAACAAUCACAGUAAGGAACAUAAUUGUUACCCAGAAGUGAUUUGAUAUUGAGAUAUAAACAGCUGCAUUGGACCUUUAAUGUUGAGAGGAAUUCUUUUUGAAAUGAUCAUGAUGUGGCCUUCCAAACUGUCUCUGUGCUAUGCUCAUGCUACUGGAAGUGCCUGAGGUAUUUAAAAGGACCAAAGAGUUCCUGAAUGUUUUGUUUACCUUAAUUGUAGGUAAUAUGUUGAGUGAUACACACACACACACACACACACCUGAGGGUUGGGGCUCAAGCACUAACAGUAUAUUGAUACAAACCACUUCCUGUUUCUACAUUGCACUGAAUUAACUGACUCUGCUUGGGUAUGUACUGUAUGUAUGCAUUACUUUUUUCCUUAUGUAAACAGGUAUCAUUAAUAAAGAUGUUUUAUUUGAA